This is a messenger RNA of Arabidopsis thaliana (thale cress), 662 nucleotides long. Its product is annotated as Bifunctional inhibitor/lipid-transfer protein/seed storage 2S albumin superfamily protein. Lineage: Eukaryota; Viridiplantae; Streptophyta; Magnoliopsida; Brassicales; Brassicaceae. The transcript has a single exon. The coding region runs from base 96 to 467 and encodes 123 amino acids. The record is from RefSeq and is marked reviewed. Gene Ontology annotation, biological process: lipid transport.
UACCUAAACAAAUUCUCAUGUUUUGCACAGAAAACAAAAGGAAUCCAAAAUAUUUGCUAUAGGUAUAUCUAAAAGAAACAACUAUAUAUACAUGCAUGAAGACCGUCGGAUUGUUGCUUAUUACAUUCGUCAUUCUCUUGGCAUCAUUACCGCUUCCAACAAAAGCUAUCGGUGCAGGCGGAAGUAGAUCCAAGAGGGACAGAGAAUCAUGUGAAGAAAGUAGGAUUCAGACUUGCUUGGACGUUGUUAAUAGUGGAUUAAAGAUAUCGACCGAAUGUUGUAAAUUUUUGAAAGAGCAACAACCAUGUCUUUGUGAUGUAACUAAAACCAGUAAGAUCAAGACCAAUGUCCUCAGCUCUCGUCUCAAGUCUUGUGGUAUUCAUAACCUAAAAUGUGGAAAUAACAACAAUGCGAUGCGAACAAGCAACCCCCCAGUACUUCGAGACACCACACCAAAGAUACGUUGAGUCUUUGACUCUUUUUUUAUAUUAACCCUAUUAUAGAUAGUUUACAAUUUAGGGAAAUUUUCUCCACCUUUCCCAUAUUCCUUGCUUGUAAGAAUCAAUGAUUUCAUAUUAAAUCAUGAACUCUUAUAGAUACAAAAGUUUGGAUUGUCCAUGCUAACAUUCAUAAACGUAAUAAUAUGAUAAAAAUGUGGGAUA